Formica exsecta is the source of this 1401-nucleotide messenger RNA. RefSeq lists its product as uncharacterized. Gene Ontology annotation, biological process: detection of chemical stimulus involved in sensory perception of smell; sensory perception of smell. Gene Ontology annotation, molecular function: olfactory receptor activity; odorant binding. The coding region runs from base 87 to 1328 and encodes 413 amino acids. The record is from RefSeq and is a predicted model, not a curated record. Gene Ontology annotation, cellular component: plasma membrane. Lineage: Eukaryota; Metazoa; Arthropoda; Insecta; Hymenoptera; Formicidae. The transcript has 5 exons.
GAAGGGAAACGACGCAGCCGUAUUUGCGUCAACUUCCUGCGCUUGUAUCUUUGCGUAAUCCUUUCAGUAGCCAUCAAGUUUCCGCGAUGUACGGAAAUCCUACGCAGAUUUCAAACGUUGUCACGACUGUCUACGAUUAUGAGAAAGACAUGCGGUUGAGCAUUCAGCUGAAUCGUUGGAUAUUAAAACCGAUUGGAGUCUGGCCGAAAUCAGGCGGAAUCUCAUGGACAGAAAAAUAUAUCUACGUGCUAGUAAACAUAAUUUUUACCAGUCUUAUCGGCUUUCUAUUCAUACCCUGCGCAACUUAUGUCACGCUUGAACUCGAAGAUACGUACAAUACCUUAAAGCUCUCUGGCCCACUGAAUUUCUGUUUGAUGGCCGUCGUCAAAUAUUCCUCGCUGAUCUUCCGUGAAAAUGAUAUCUACAGAGGUAUCGAGUAUAUCGAAAAUGAUUGGACAAAUACUCAAUAUUACGACGAUCAAAUCAUUAUGAUAAGAAAUGCAAAAUUCGGCCGUCGUCUUGUAGCGAUAUGUGUAUUUUUCAUGUACGGUGGUCUCGUGUUUUACUAUCUUGCUCUGCCGUUGAGUAGCGGCAAAAUCACAGAGGAUGAUGGAAAUCUGACGUAUCGGCCUCUGGUGUAUCCGGUCGCCAGAGUGAUCAUCGACGCGCGACACAGUCCCGUCAGUGAAAUUUUUUUCUGGAUGCAGUGUCUAUCGGGUUUUAUUGUGCAUUCCAUCACUGCCUGUGCUUGCAGUUUAGCCGCCAUAUUCGCGAUGCAUGCUUACGGUCGCCUGGAGGUUUUAAUACAAUGGAUCGAGCAUUUGGUGGAUGGAAGGGAAGAUUUCUGUGACAGCGUAGAUGAAAGAUUGGCAAUGAUUGUGCAACAGCAUGUCCGAAUUUUAAAUUUUAUAUCGCUAACAGAUAAAGUAUUGCGUGAAAUAUCUAUAGUGGAAGUUAUGGGAUGUACAUUAAGCAUGUGUUUUCUUGGAUAUUAUACUGUCACGGAAUGGCAGAGUAAAGAACCUACAAGUCACAUUAUAACAUAUAUUAUUCUUCUCAUGUCUCUUACGUUCAAUAUUUUUAUAUUUUGUUACAUUGGCGAACUUGUUGCCGAACAGUGCAAAAAAAUCGGCGAGGUAUCCUAUAUGAUUGAUUGGCAUCGUCUACCAGGAAAGAGAAGUCUUGCCCUCAUAUUGAUGAUUGCUAUAUCAAAUUCGUCUAUCAAACUUACUGCCGGUAAUCUCUUCGAGCUGUCUCUCAGUACUUUCGGUGACGUGGUUAAGACAUCGGUUGCUUACUUAAAUAUGUUACGUACGUUAACUUCGUAAAAUUUAUCCGAAGUGUGGAAAUUAUUAAUGUAAUUAUGCAAAAACACAUCAAUUAGUUAUCCCCGAUCUCAUA